Messenger RNA from Porites lobata, 9118 nucleotides. The record is from the annotation of a GenBank genome assembly. NCBI's taxonomy places the organism in Eukaryota, Metazoa, Cnidaria, Anthozoa, Scleractinia, Poritidae.
AUGGAUUUCACAGAGUACUGGAACAUUUUCUGGACACUGACAUUUGCCGUAACAUCCGUGGUUAUUACCAUCGGAAACCUUAUCACCAUUGUGAUAUUUUUGAAACAGAAACUUCGAAAACGCCCACACUUCCUACUGAUUAGCUUGGCCAUUGCGGAUCUUAUGGUCGGAGCCUUCGCUGUGCCUCUGUACAUUGCUAUUGGAAUUUGCACGACUAAACGUCUGUUGAUACUUUCAUUCCAAUGUGUUGAUAUUUUCACUGGAGUUUUAUCAAUAUUCACCUUGGCUAGCAUUUCAUUGGAAAGGAUGCACGCUGUUUUGUGGCCUUUACGCCAUCGAACGCUGACGUUGCGUUUCUACACGUGUGUUAUAGGUAUCCCUUGGAUCGUAGCUCAUCUUGGCAUUUUAGCCCGAGUCCUGCUUCAUUUUUAUAUCAUAUCGAAACUGGCUUUUGUUGUGAUCAUUAUCGUCUCUCUCACAAGCCCUCUUCUUUUCACAUGCGUUGCGUACUCUCUAAUGUGGAGGAAGCAAAAGACUCGUCUUCACCUGGCAAGAGAAGCACAUCAAGACGACUGUUUAACAAAAACACUUCUCAUAGUUUCCGGGUCAUUUGUCGUAACUUGGCUUCCAUUCCACAUAAUUAACAUUAUUGCUUCGUUUUGUACUCCGUGUCAAGGCUGGCCUUUUGUGGUUUUUCAUCUUAUGAAACUACUUCAGUUUGGUAAUUCUUUUGUCAACGUUGUCAUCUAUCCUUUAAGAAUUGCUGAAUUCAAGGAAGCUCUCUUUGAGAUGUUUCUUUACUGCCUCUGUCCAUCAAAGGCGCCUCCAAAACAAACUAGUGUCGAUCGAACAUCUGGUAAAAGUUCUUCAAGCAUCAAAAGCUCAAGAUAUCACAGUCAUGACGUCUCCAGACCCACCUUUGUGUAGGUCAGUGUAACAUUUACAAAACAAAUAAUAAAUACCCAUGGAUUACAUGCAGAUAAUGCACAAGUAUUGGAUGAGGUUUUUGUGAUAUCCGGAAUAAUCAAAUUAAUUCGAGGUAAGUGUCAUCAGCCUAGCCGAACGCCGAGGCUGAUAACACUUACGGAGACCUUGAUUAUUCCGGAUAUCACUAAAACAGAAUAUAAUAAUUGUUUUAUUAUACAAUUUUUUCAAGAAAAUAAUGACCAACACAGCACAUUGACAUUUUCAAAUUGAUCUUGAAAAUCAUGCAUUACGCGCAACCUACAGAUUAUGAUUUCCAAAAUUUACAAUUAGCCAAUGAGAAAACAGACAGUGCGAGUACAAUGUUUAAUAACAAUAAUAAUAAUAAUAAUAAUAAUAGUAAUAAAAAAUAAUAAUAACAACAAUAAUAAUAAUAAUGAUAACAAUAAUAUAUUAAUUAUUCAUCCUUAGCUGUUAACCUCUAUAUACUGAGAGUUUAGAGUUUAGCAUAUGCUUAUGAUCAAGUCUGAAUAUUAAAAGUUCACAGCAAAAGUAACCAUCUCUAAAAUUUUGAGCACGAUAUGUAGAAAUUCUGUUUCCAAAACGGGAAAGUAUGUCUCUGUUUUUCUUAUUGCCACCCAAUAAUUUCAGUUACAGUAUGAGUUCGCUUAUAAGAAACUGCCCUUUGUCAAGAGAGAUCAAGGAGGUUCUUAUAUAUGGGUUACAGUGAACCUAUGAUAAACAUUUUAACCGAGAAAUUUCACGUUUGAGAUAACACUACACGAACAUUCUGCAAUCAGUUUGGUUAACAUUUUAUAAUACAGUUGUGAAUACCACACUAAGGUUGUACUGAUAUUUUUCUGGCAGUCAACGACUCUACUUAACAGAAAUUAAAAACCUAAUCGAGAACCAAAUUAGCCUCAUUUGCCUAAACUGUUUCAAAAUACAAGAACCUUUUUCUCCAGACAUGCCGGUCUUUUACUGAGUUGUUGAUAAUUCCAUACUUAAUUUGAAAAGAUUGCUUAAAGAAUACGUAAACGGGCUUCUUCAACUUGUCAUUUCAUUUCAUUCAUUUCGAAUUUACAAUUUUAUAUUUUUACUACCCAGAAAAAGCAAAAGUUAGUUUUGGUGGACAUUAUCUAUACAGAAAAUAAAUAAAUAAUAAUAAUUAUUAUAAUAAUAAUGAUAAAUAAGUAAAUUAAAAACAAUCGCACCCGGAAUUGUAUUGAAUUGAUCAUAUAUAACGAUUUAUAUCAAAGAAGAGUUAUUUUUAAUAUAAAUGUAAUAUAAAGAGGAGGGAAGAUAAAUUGAGUCGAACAAUGCUGAGGUUAACCGGAAUACGCUUAAUGUCAAUCAGAAAUACAGGUACACUUUUAAGACGAUUGCAAAUGAGUGGGUGACCUUCAAUAUGUUCCAUUUUUGCCAAUUAGGUUGGUAGAUUAGGAUAGUCGUCUGUAUUAAUGAAAGGAAGAGUAUCUGCAAGGAAAAACAUCUGUUUUUGAAACAGUGCUGAGAAAUAGGCAAAAGUUUUGAAGAAAGUCUUCGAGGAUGUUAACCUUGUCAAGAACUUAGAAAUAGUUCGCUAUGAACAAAAUAAUAAACUGACAAUCAUUGAAUUUGGCUUUCGUUUGUAUCCUUGAUCUCCAUAAUUCUUCACAUCUUACUCAGCCUCGUGCAAUAAUUGCUAAUUAUUAUUCAUUCAAAAUACUUCCCCAAUUCUGAUUGGCUAAAAGCACACGCAUAAUUCACCAUAACCAGUUACCGGUGACCAAAUUUUGGAAGGAUUUUGUGUUUAACGAGGAAAUGACGUCAAAAAUGCAUCCCGCUACAGGUUAAGGCAACGUUAACCGAGAAGACCUGGGAACGAGGUUGAGUUGUUUUGGUUGUGAAAAAAAAAUGGCGGACAUUUCACCCGUUUCAAGAGUAAGAACUACAGCUGGAACUAGGCGAAAUAAUAGCUAAAAACAUGGCAUAAACAGCAAGAAGACAACUCGGAGGGAGACAUCUGCUAUUUAGAGAAUAUUUGGGGAGCUGGACAAACCUAAACUUACAGUAUCGAAGAUGAACUUAACAUCGAUGCAAAAACUGGUUGGUGUUCCUUUGCCAGCGGUCCGCAGCUCUACAGCUUAGUUUUUGAAAUUUGACAAAUGAAUUAAUGUGGAUGUGGAGAAACUCAAAUAACAGAAAAGGUUUCAUUUCUCUGUAUAGAAAAAGGAAAAAUGUUGAUUGAAACCUCCUUUGGUGGAAAAAGUCGAAACCCAUUGUUUUGCCGGACAGCUAUAUUAUAUUUCAAAUUUUAUUUCAUUUUCUAAUUUCCAAGUGGCGAUAAAGACGAAGAAUUGAAAAUAGGCCAGUGACUUCAACGGAGCAGAAAAAAGCGUAUCAGCUCUGUCUCGUUAAUUGCAAAAAAGGACAGUAAAAUUUUCUAUAACACAGUAUAUCGAAUUAAAUUUACUUAAUUAAAAACUCAGAGAAAAAUAAACAGUCUAAUUUAAUCAAAUAAGUCAGAAAUUUAUCGUUCACCUCAUAAUAUUGAUUAAGUUUUCCAAAAUUCUUUUUUCUUAAGAAUAAAACAGUUGCUGUGGACUCAGUUGUCGAUACCUUUGACAACGGGCUUGGCAAAAAAAUCCUUCUGCUGCAGGAAAAAAAUAUUUUUGGCCGCCGGUGUUAAUAUUUUAUAACAUGUUCUUGCUAUGGACUCUAUAUCCAGUUCGUAUUAUGUGACCUACAUUUCUUCUGAUGGUGUGGUAUUUCAAAUGUAAUUAUGUCAAUAAAUUCUUUCCAAAAUAUUGCACUCGAGAACGUCGACGCCGCUAAAACUUUAGAUGCUGAUUCAGUGUCGGAACAGCGUUUUAACAAUACUCGUUUAUAUAUCAAAAGAUUUUUUGAGUUGAUUCGGAAGAAGUCUCCUCAGCUUUUGCUAAAGGUGAGGAGUGUUUUUAAUCGAAAGCAGGACAAGAAAAUGAAAAGAAAAAUAUCAGUCUCCCAGCAUUCGUGGUGAUUUAUAAUAACUUUACUCUGUGUUUCCCUCUCUAAAAGCAAUGAAUCGGCGGAAAAAAUUCGAUUUGUUUAACGAAUCGAAUGUGAGGAGAUUGUGUCUUGAUUAGUUAUUUUGUUUUAUUCCUGGCCAUGUCUUCAGUAUUUGUGCGGCACGCCGAUGCUUCACAGAUUUAAUUUUAAAAAAAGUUAGCUUUCCAUACAAUUCUCUGUAGAAGUCGCAAAAUUUGGGCUUGGACAUUUUAAGAAAAUAAAUGUCACUGUCAAGUUUAAAAAUCGCUGUCAGUGAUCGUCAUGACCAAUCUGUAGACGAUCACAGUUUCUGUUAUUUCAAGAGCCAUAAUUAUGGCUCUUGGUUAUUUUGGCUACCCGUAUACUAAAGUAAUAUUCAGGGCCCCCGCAGGGGAGGGGUUGGGUUAUCGACUGUUAUCGAUAAUUAUCGAUUAUCGAUUGUUAUCAAUUUUGCCAAUCGAUAAAAAUCGAUAAUUUUUUCUGUGAGUUCGAUUGUUAUCGAUUACCGAUAUUAAUCGAUAGCAAUCGGCGAUUGAUAUCGAUUGAUAUCGAGUGUAUCGAUUCAUUUUCGAUAUCGACUUCUAUCGAUUGACUACGCCUGGGUUCAGUGCUCCAACAAUACUUAUGAGCCACAAAGAGAGAACAGAGAAAUUUGCCUUGCCGACGUAGCAAAUAGAUAUGCUGAUCAUAACUGGUGACUGCAAUCGGAAACAAAAUUUCGGUAAAUUUAGAGUCUACCCUCCCCACCCCCCCAUUUUUACAUAGGUGGUCAUCGACUCCCGCACUUAAAAAAAUGCUCCCUGGGCCCUGAUAUUAUUCCAGAAGAGAUAGAAUUUUACAUCGAAAGUGACAGACCUGUUUCUUUAAAACGCCAGAUUACUUAUUCUAUAAGAGAAAAUAUUGUUUUCUUACUUGUCAGAUUAAAGUAUUUCCUGGUGAAGUACAAAAAGGAACCAUUGUAUGUGGUAGUAUUGUCGGUAAAAAAAGAACCAAUUGUCAGGAAAACGGCUGCAGAGUUAUAUUUACAUUGUAAUCAGGCUAAAUAGUUGAUUUUUCUUCUCUAUUUCCAGUCAGACAAUCCAAUAAACACACUGGUGACGAUUAAAAAUAAUGGAGUUUGAUUCUUGGAACAUCCUCUGGAGUAUAUGUUUUGGGAUAGUCGCAUUUCUCAUAAUUGUUGGAAACGCCUUCACCAUUUUCAUAUUUUCCAAACGAAAGCUUCGAAAGCGACCUCACAUUCUCUUGAUUAAUUUGGCAAUCGCGGAUUUACGCUUGUCUUUAAAGAUCAGGAAGCGACACAAGUCCUUAGGCGUCACUGUCGCGAGAGUAACAAAACCCGGCAGAGCACCAAGAAAAGCCUCAAGUUCCCUCUGAAGAGAAUCCUUCUGCUUUUUAUAACUGGUUGCCUGAUCGUAGUGAAGUAACUGCUGCAACCGCACCUCAAUCCCAUCAAGGUCAACGAUAACAUCAGAGUGUUCCUUGACAAGCGUUGUCAUAACCUUCGCUUGUAGCCACAACGUUGACAAAAACGGAAGUCAAAAUCAUUAGCGUGUCCACAGGCUGGGCAUUUAACCGACUGACAAACAGCUUUGCCAUGACUGGAAGCUCCUACAAACCAGAAAAGAAGAACCUAUCAUACACCACAAACCAGUAGCACAACAGAUCAAAAUGUAUGCCAAGACACACCUAAAACACACUGCAAAACCCAGAGAUCUCCAGGAAUGCCCUUGUGAGGCAGCCACCCCUUUUGACGGGACCAAGAGAGCGUUGCCAUCGCCACGAACAGCCAGACAUCUACUCUUUACAGCUUUAUUCAUAAGGAGAGGCCAUCAGUACUUCUUGGGAAACACGUCCAGCACCAUUACUGUGCACGACUGUUUAAAACUCUGUAGAAAUUUUAAGACAGGUCCCGUUAAAGCCAUGGGAGGAAAAAAACAUACGGUCUGGGCCAUAAGCGCUCUGAGGGAAGCAAGGUCCUGUGUGAAGAGAUUUACACCAGACGAUCCGGGAGAGGGAAUCGGCGUAAAAUGAGGGAGAGAAUACCCGUGCGCAUCCGUCAUACUAUUCGAAUCCAAGGCCAUAAGGUAGCAAGUAUGGCCUUCCCUACCACCAAACUCCUUCUGAACAAUCUGCCACAAGCCAUCCGACAAUUUACUAUCUCAGUGGGACAGGCGCCUUGAUGGAGCAUCAGCAGGAUUCUGACCAGUCGGAAUGUAAGACAUGUGCAGAGAUAAGCUAAGCUUCGACGUUGUGAAGAAAAGCCGUUUCAAUGCCAUAUUAAGCUCCAAGCUUCUACCACCCUGGUUGUUCCAAGCCUCGACAACGGCCUUAUUGUCAACAAAAGCAUCAACUCUAGCAUUGAACAGUACUGCCAAUACUCGAAAUGGUUAUGCAAUUCUGCAGCUCGAAAACAAUGUGGGUCACGGAACAAUAACUCCGAAAUAUCACCAAUUAACUCUCCCCUCUGUAUUCUCUGUAAUCUAACACGGUCACAGGCUGUCACUUCUCCACUGACCUCGACGGGGUUACCGAAACAAUCGACCCAGGACAUUGGAAGCUCAAUUUCUUUGCCUUGUAACUCCUGAAGUCGAAGAUCAAAGGAGUCAGAUUUUUCCCAACACCACAUGUUUCCCUAGGAAAAAAGGGGGUAGUGAAGACACCUUUAAAUUGAAUUGCGGAAAAAUCUAAGACCAUAUUAAAAUCAUCCCCGUCAAAGUCAGCAGAGAAAUAACAGCUAAGACCAGCGAGGUUGGAGGGCCCUUGUCUCAAGGAUACCCCUUUUUCAAAGUCGUUAUAACUAUGUUGACAAAAUAGACAGAGUAAAAUAUGCACUAGAUUGAUUCAAUGCACACAAAAGUUUGUUUAUUAUCGCAAAGAAUUAAGCAAUAUUACAACACACAGCCUUGUCCAGGCGGCCUCAACCUAUAACACCGGUGCGAACUAACGAGAUCUAAACACAAGCUACUUGUCUGAUUUGGGAUCCGUUUUCCUCUGCUUGGACUUCAAAUCAGGACAAUCAGCUUUGAUAUGACCUCGCCUAUGACAAAAAUAACAUAGACGAGACGGACGUGCCACACCAGCACCCCUGUUGUCGUUCGCUUGAGGCUUCUUGCGAUUUGACUUCUUUUCUACUUUAGAAACGAUAUCCAGGACCCUCUCGUGGUCCUUGUCUCCUAAUAGGCGCAUAACAAGGUCCUUGAAGUGGUCCUUCGACAACUCCACCUUUUCCCUCGCCGACUGAUGAACGAGCCGAUAGUAGUUCUUCCUGUCAUGAUUACGGUCAGCGGCCUUGUUAUGCAGAGUCUCCAACAUCUCAAGCACCUCAUACUUGUUAAACUCUGUCAACGGGCGGGAAGCAUAAGCCAAUAUCUGUUCCACGAGCUUCUCAGGCGACGCGUUGGUUUACUGCCUCCACUGACUGCUUUAACUGUCUCACCUCCUCACGCAAUCUCUGCAAAGGAACAAAGAGAAAGUUAUGCAUAAAAAACCUCAUUACAGGCCUCGUGAAAAACAAAAAACAUCACGUAACUUCUCGCGUUACCAUGUAUAAACAUCCUUUCAAAGGAGAAAAUACAAGUAAGACGACCUAGCAAAAAACGAUGACCCAUUAUCAUAACUCAUAACAAACAUCCAAAGGCCCAUCAGCCGAAGGAAAAGACAAAACACAAAUGGUCACCAUUGUAACCAUCCCACGACCGCAAAAAUGAAGGAAAUACAACAGAAGAGAUGUCACCGCCGAACAAAACGGCCACGUUUGUACAACAUCCACAGCGAAAGUAAACGCCCAACGCUGGUCCGUCAACCAACCAGAACAAACCUGUACGGUUUGUAACCAUCCCACGACCAAAAGGCCGAAGAAAAUACAAACAAGCGAGAUUCAGCAAGAGCCAGACGCCGACUAAUCCGUCAACAGCCACCGCCGAACAAAUUCGUACGGUUUUGUAACCAUCCAACGACCACAAAGGCCGAAAGAAGAGCGAAAUAUUAGUUCGUUAACUAGCCACGCGGAAUAGCCCGACAAUCGUCCAGAUAACAGGCCGCGAUCGGGCCAAAAAAAAAAAAAGUAUUUCCUGGUGAAGUACAAAAAGGACAUUAACAUUCUGGUUGCCAUCCGGUGAUUCUCAACCGGCGGAUUCACAACCAGCGGGUUCACGACCGGUGGAUUGGCUCUACAGGAUCGACAAGUAACUGAAAGAGGUUGACCAGCCAUUCGUCCAGAAAAUCGCGUGGGUCGUAUCUUCCAAAAGGUUGGUUAAUUGUUGGAAACGUAACAACAACUAAACAUCACCAAAUUAAAAAUUUUCAAACGCUUUUAGCCAAAUUUUCCAGGGAAAACGAAAGCUUUAUUGUAAUUAGGAAUUUGUAACGGGUAUCAUAAUUGUUGGGAUUUUAAUGGUUGGUUUGGAUUUAUUGGUUUGGUAAUCCUUUUCCCAUCUUCGUGACAUUUCACAACAGUUAUAUGACACGUUUACUACUUCUUGUUUUUGACUGUGCUGACAUGCUAGUGGGCCUGGCAUCUGUUUUCAUAAUUGCUGUUAUAUCGUUGGAGAGGAUGCAUGCUAUUGGGAAGCCACUCCGUCAUCGCUUUCUCAGCUCUCGGGCUUACCUUUUAGCGAUUGCUACCCCAUGGUUCCUAGCUGCAUUGGUUUCAUCUUCGAGACUUCUUUUGAAUUAUUCUAUCAUUGCUCGUCUACAUUUUGUUGCUAUUGUCAUGGUCUCUCUGACUACUCCUCUGCUCAUCACAAUUUUCUGUUACGGCUUUAUUUGGAAAACUCUAAAAGCUCGAUUACCAAAUCCACAUAGAAAUACAAACGAUGAUAAACUUGCCAAGACAAUGUUAUUGGUUACAGCGGCCUUUAUUAUCACGUGGUUUCCAUUUGAAAUAUUGGUGCUUGCUGUCCACCUAUGCGUCCCAUGCCAAAGAAUACCUGUGUUAUCAGUCUACAUUAUCAAACUCUUUCAUUUUAGCAAUUCACUUAUCAACAUUGUUAUUUACCAUUUGCGGAUCCCGGAAUUUAGAGAAAACUUUUGCAAUUUCCUUCACAUAACAUGUUGCAGCUGUACUAAAUGCUUUUAUCAGACGAAUCAUCUAGAUCCGGGAAUCUCUGUUAUUUCAAUGACAACAAUAAUAGGCCCAUUUGAAUCCUUAGGGAAUAAUGAAACCGAGCAAGUUACUUCCUUAUAA